Kockovaella imperatae is the source of this 1156-nucleotide messenger RNA. RefSeq names its product CTD kinase subunit gamma CTK3-domain-containing protein. Gene Ontology annotation, cellular component: CTDK-1 complex. Bases 72 to 887 code for a protein of 271 amino acids. Lineage: Eukaryota; Fungi; Basidiomycota; Tremellomycetes; Tremellales; Cuniculitremaceae. The transcript has 5 exons. The record is from RefSeq and is a predicted model, not a curated record. Gene Ontology annotation, biological process: positive regulation of DNA-templated transcription, elongation; positive regulation of transcription by RNA polymerase I.
GCAUGGGGGGAGAUUUGACCCUAUGUUGAUUUUGCCGAUAAUCCGCAUUCACCAUUCAAACCUCAACUUUGAUGUCAUUCGACGCAUUCGAAGCUCGCCUCCAGUUCCUCCAGCUGCUACGCAAGCUCAAUGCAUCCAGCCAGUCGAUUCAAAAGGUAGUCAGCUUCGCCGUGAAGAAUGGAGCGAGGUGUGGGGACGACUUGUGGGAGUGCAUCCUGGACGAAAGUGCAAAGGGCUCUCUCAAUACGCGCAUAAACAUCCUCUACUUUUUGGACUCGCUCUUGGAUACCUCGCUUGCUUUAGGACCCCCUGAUGCACCUUAUGCGUCGCUCAUCGCUCGAAACCUUGGGAAAAUCGUCUCUCGUGUCGUCCCGGAAACUCGCGAGGGAGUGCUUAAUGCCAAAGCGGCGAGACAGAUCCUGGAGAGUUGGAGGACGAGACGGCUGCUAGAGUCCGGAACGAUAGAUGAAGCGGUGCAGAUGCUGGAGACGCGGAAACCGACGACGACUGAAAUCACCAAGCGGUCUCGAGACGAUGCGUUUUCGCGGUCGGACAUCCUCAGACGAAUGGAGGAAGACAGGGAGAGACACAAGCGACUCCGUGAACGUAUAUGGAUUCUCCCUAUUCCUCCUCUUGCCAAACCGCCCAGCGCUUCGCCGUCUGCAUCAUCCCCCUUUACCCCCGCCUCCCCAUCCACGUCCCAACCCGCUGACCUCGUCAAAGCCGUCGUAGAGCAAAAGAUGCUGCCCCCGCCGAAACCAGAUCGUAGAGUCGAGUCCGCUCUCGAAGUGGAGUUUGAGCAGACGUGGGAUGGCGUCAGUGAUCUAGACGAAGGGGAUUUUGACGCGAUGAGAGGCGACGCCGCCAUACUGGCUGUAGAAUCCUAGUUGUAUUCUCCAUGCAUUGCCAUGCACUACUGGAGCAGCUCUUUGAUCCGGUCUAUGCCUUUUCUCCUCGCCUCGGUCACCUCUUGGGUGAAAGCCUCGAGGUCACCCCCCAGAUCGAGUUUGGGCCAAGCAAUCUCCUUGAGCGAGUCGAGCUCGGGCAGCCUUGCCUUCACUUUGGUCUCAAAUUCUUUCUCAAACGCCUGGAUGUCCUUGACCAGGGCAGAUACCUUUGGCUUCUUCGCCCUCUCAAGUCUCUUCCGUAUGCGCCG